UUUAUGCUUGGACGGCGACGGUCACACUAGUUGCAUGUUAUGAAAACAGCGGCCUGCGGCGUGCGUGAAAAAUGUUUCGGAAAGCUUUUAAUAACUUGCCACGCCUUAGUCAGCUUUACACGCUGCCGGCACGCCUACAAAACACACAGAGCGCCCAAGCCCCAAUACCUGCCGAGCCUGAGGACAUUGGCGUUAUUGAACAACGCAUCCUUAAACACCCGGAUUACUUCGAAGUGACUAAUUUGUUUACUGUGCGCGAUUUGUUCAAUGCACGUGUACAUUAUGGCCAUAAGGAGGGCUCACUCGACGAUCGCAUGCGACCAUAUAUAUAUGGCAGUCGAUUAGGUCACUUGAUAUUCGAUCUGGACAAGACGGCUUCCCAUUUACGUGAUGCGCUCAAUUUCGUGGCACACAUUGCUUUCCGGGAUGGUAUUAUCUUAUUCUUCAAUCGCAAUGCACUGAAUGCUCAUUUGGUCGAACAGAAAGCCAUGGAGGCCGGCGAGUUUUCGCACACACGCUUUUGGCGGGGAGGAAUCUUCACCAAUGCCAAUGUUCAGUUUGAUGCAGUUACUCGGCUGCCGGAUCUAUGCAUCUUUCUUAAUACACAAAAUAAUGUAAUGGCACAACAUACUGCUGUACGCGAUUCAGCCAAAAUGGCCAUACCCACCAUUGGCAUCGUGGACAGCAAUUGCAAUCCAAAUCUAAUCACGUAUCCUGUGCCCGGCAACGAUGAUUCACCCGCCGCUGUGGAGCUCUACUGCAAUCUGUUCAAGGAGGCUAUUUGGCGUGGCAAGCGUAAGCGACGUGAACUCCUUGGUCUCCCUCCUCUCGAUGAAACCCAGUUUAAAACCAGCCGCAGUCGCUCGAACAAAGGCAAAUAAGGCUAAGCUAAUAAUAUACAUUUAUAUUUGUUGAAAAUAACCUACAUAAUACACACUGUGUUUAAAAAAAGAUUUGUAUACAA
Molecule: messenger RNA, 964 nt
Organism: Drosophila hydei
Lineage: Eukaryota; Metazoa; Arthropoda; Insecta; Diptera; Drosophilidae
Gene: mRpS2
Product: 28S ribosomal protein S2, mitochondrial
Exons: 2
Coding region: 72-881 (269 amino acids)
Biological process (GO): translation
Cellular component (GO): ribosome; mitochondrial small ribosomal subunit
Molecular function (GO): structural constituent of ribosome
Source: RefSeq, a predicted model, not a curated record